CUAUCUAGCUUGUCUGCUGCGCCGUUAAGUCUAACCAUUAUUUAACCUAACCGACUCAUAUAAUUCAAAAGACCCCAAACGCCAUUCAAUAUCCACCUUCUCGCCCUAGACACUAUCAAAGAAGAAAAGCCAACCAUAAUACGUAACCGUUAAUCGGCGCAUUUCUUCUUCGAUCUGAGUUCCAGAGUGAAAGAUGGGAGUUCCGGCGUUCUAUAGAUGGCUUGCGGAGAAAUAUCCUAUGGUGAUUGUCGACGCCGUCGAAGAGGAACCGGUUGUAAUCGAAGGUGUUUCAAUCCCUAUUGAUACCAGUAAAGAAAACCCUAACAACAUCGAAUAUGAUAAUCUUUAUCUUGAUAUGAAUGGAAUCAUUCAUCCUUGCUUCCAUCCAGAAGAUAGGCCCUCACCGACGUCUUUUGAGGAGGUGUUUCAGUUGAUGUUUGAUUAUAUUGAUAGGCUGUUUAACAUGGUGCGGCCACGGAAGCUGCUCUUUAUGGCUAUUGACGGUGUUGCACCGAGGGCUAAAAUGAAUCAACAGCGGUCUAGGCGGUUUAGGGCGGCUAAAGAUGCAACUGAUGCGGCUGCUGAAGAAUCAAGGUUAAGGGAGGAAUUUGAGAGAGAGGGAAGAAAGCUUCCUCCUAAAGAAGAGUCACAAACUUUCGAUUCAAAUGUAAUCACACCUGGAACUGAAUUCAUGGCUGUUUUGUCUAUUGCACUUCAGUACUAUAUUCAUCUUAGGUUGAAUAAUGAUCCCGGUUGGACAAAUAUCAAGGUUAUUCUUUCUGAUGCAAAUGUUCCUGGUGAAGGGGAGCAUAAGAUUAUGUCCUAUAUUCGCCUUCAAAGAAAUCUUGAGGGAUGUGAUCCGAAUACACGACAUUGCCUGUAUGGUUUGGAUGCUGAUUUGAUUAUGUUGGGUCUUGCUACUCAUGAAGUUCAUUUUUCAAUUCUUAGAGAGGUUGUAUUUACUCCUGGACAAGAUAAAUGCUUCGUGUGCGGUCAGAUGGGUCAUAUGGCUGCAGACUGUCAAGGAAAGGCAAGAAAGAAAGCAGGAGAAUUUGAUGAAAAAGGCAAUGCUGUUGUUCCUAAAAAGCCGUUCCAGUUUCUGAACAUCUGGACUCUGAGGGAAUAUCUGGAGUACGAGAUGAGAAUACCUAAUCCUCCAUUUGAGAUUGAUUUUGAAUGCAUAUUGGAUGAUUUUAUCUUCAUAUGCUUUUUUGUUGGCAAUGAUUUUUUACCACAUAUGCCUACACUUGAGAUUCGCGAGGGUGCAAUUAACUUGCUGAUGGCAGUAUACAAGAAGGAAUUUAGCGAAAUGGGUGGUUAUUUGACAAAUGGUAGUAAGCCAAAUUUGAGCAGGGUGGAGCAUUUUAUUCAGGCUGUUGGAUCAUAUGAAGAUAGAAUAUUCCAGAAAAGAGGUCGAUUGCAUCAGCGACAAGUGGAAAGAAUCAAGCGUCAGAAGGCACAAGUAAGAGGAGAUGAUGCUGCGCCUCAAGUUCAACCUGAAUCUGUAGUUGCAGUCUCAAGAUUCCACGGUUCUCGUCUUGCUUCAGCUCCAGCACCUUCACCAUUUCAACAUUCUGGGCAUCAUGAUUCACAUAUGUCCCCAUCAGCUAGAAAAGGCGAUAAAGAAGUUCUUGAGAGGCCCAGUAAAGUUUCUAGGUUAUCUUCAGGAACAUCUGUUGCUGCUGCUAUUGUUGAAGCUGAGAAUAGUCUUGAAAUAGAUGUUGAAGAUAACAAAGACGAAUUGAAAACAAAACUGAAAAGUAUACUUCGUGAUAAAUCUGAUGUAUUCAACUCAAAAGUUUCCCACGUGGACAAGAUUAAAUUGGGAGAACCAGGCUGGAAAGAGAGGUAUUAUGAAGAAAAAUUUUCUGCUCACACUCCCGAGGAACUUGAUGCUAUACGGAAAGAUGUUGUCUUGAAAUACACUGAAGGUCUAUGUUGGGUGAUGCAUUAUUAUUAUGAAGGUGUUUGUUCUUGGCAAUGGUUUUAUCCUUAUCAUUAUGCCCCCUUUGCGUCAGAUCUUAAGGACCUUGGUGAGCUUAAUAUUAACUUUCAGUUGGGUACUCCAUUCAAACCAUUUGACCAGCUUCUUGGAGUUUUUCCGGCUGCAAGCUCUCAUGCUCUGCCUGAGCCAUAUAGGAAACUUAUGACUGAUCCAGACUCACCCAUUAUUGAUUUUUAUCCAAUCGAUUUUGAAGUGGACAUGAAUGGCAAACGCUUUGCUUGGCAGGGUAUAGCAAAGUUGCCGUUUAUUGAUGAAGUCCGUCUUCUUGAGGAAGUUCGGAAAAUAGAGAACUUGUUAACACCAGAGGAAAAACGACGAAAUGCAAUAAUGUUCGAAUUACUUUUUGUGAAUUCAUGUCAUCCUCUCUCUGCGUGCAUUAGUACACUCGACAACAAAUGUAGAAACAUGUCUAACAUUGAACGUGCUGAUGUCAAGGAAAAAAUCGAUCCCAUAGAAAGGGAUACAUGCAGUGGUGGAAUGAAUGGUUACAUAUCCUUAUGUGGUGGAGAACCUUGCCCUCCCAUCUUCAGGUCCCCUGUAGCAGGCAUGGAUGACAUCAUGGAUAAUCAUGUCAUAUGUGCAAUAUAUAGACUUCCAGAUGUGCAUGAGCAUAUUACCCGACCGCCACAUGGAGUUAUAUUUCCAACAAAGAUUGUGACGAUUGGGGAUCUAAAACCUGAACCUGCUCCAUGGCAUGAAGAUCCUGGUAGGAGAUUUGGGGAAAGUGGAAGGAAAAACCCUCCAGGAUCUAUUUCCGGCCGGGAGCUUGGAGCGGCAGCACACAGGCUUGUUGUGAAUUCUUUACCGGGCAGGCCAGAUAGGUACCGUCUCAUCAAUGGAAUGCCUAAUGAUGCACCAAUGGUUCAUAGGCAACCACGCCCUCACAAUAACUAUGAACCUCCUCACAAUAACUAUGAACCUCCUCACAAUAACUAUGAACCUGCUCACAAUAACUAUGAACCACACCCUGGCUAUAAUUAUGAAUCACACCCAGGAUAUGCGGCAAUGCCACCCCUGCCUUUAUCAGCUCCUCAGCCGUUUGUACCUUACGCUUCUGUCUCUACUGCACAUUACGGUUAUAACCAACCAUACUCACGGCCGAUAGUGCCCAGUCCUUAUCAUCAUCAUCAAUCAAAUUCCUUUGCGGGAAAUGACUAUCAACAUCCUAGAUCACAUCAAUAUGAAAGAAAUACCCAUGUUAAUGGCGGCAAUGCAAGGCAUUCGUCAGGAAACCAUCAAAAUCCUCAGUUUACAAAUGCACAAGGUUCAUUUCCCAGUCACAGUCACCAUCACGAUGCUGGUCGCCAUAGCCAAAACUUCCAACCGCAUAGAGCUUCUGACCAGCAUUGGACUCCACGGGGUAACCCUAAUGGGCACAGGGAAUAUACUCAACAUUCGGCUAAUAAUUAUUCUGUAUUAGAUAGAAGAUCAAGUAGGAAGCCAAUGCCACCACCUAAUCGCUAAUAAAUUAUCGUUUCUAGGGAAUGUUAUACCGGGAAUGUUAUACCCGACGUAAUAUUAACAUUGUUGUACCAUAUAUUUUUUCCGCCCAUUAAGAUGGGCUUUUUGAGAGUGUACUAGUAAUUUCUUUUCACCUUCGGAACAUACGACAGUAGAGGCAAUACCCUUCUAAUUGAAAUGAACAAUUGCUAAAUACUUGACCCAUGUUUGAUAAGACUAUUCAAAUUUGUAGGUGCUUUGAUUGUUA
This is a messenger RNA of Cicer arietinum (chickpea), 3713 nucleotides long. Its product is annotated as 5'-3' exoribonuclease 3. NCBI's taxonomy places the organism in Eukaryota, Viridiplantae, Streptophyta, Magnoliopsida, Fabales, Fabaceae. Gene Ontology annotation, molecular function: RNA binding; 5'-3' RNA exonuclease activity; zinc ion binding. Gene Ontology annotation, biological process: nuclear-transcribed mRNA catabolic process. Gene Ontology annotation, cellular component: nucleus. The record is from RefSeq and is a predicted model, not a curated record.